AUGGACUUCGACGAGUCAUCCUCCUCCAGCCUCACCCGCGAGUUCAUCGCUGUUGUCCUCGCAGGCUUCGGCCAUGAGUUGUCGCCGCUGACCAGCGAUCAGGGAGAAGAGCCUUCUCCGAAGGCCCUACUUCCCAUCGCAAAUAAGCCUAUGCUUGAGUACCCUCUCAGCUGGCUGGAAAAAUCAGGGGUAUCAGAUGUUCUUCUCAUAUGCCCGACCUCGCACCGCUCCGCGAUGUCCAACUACAUCCAGUCGGACGUCUCCUCCGUCUUUCCAACAUUGCGCAUCGACCUCCAGCCGUAUGAAGAGUCACGAGACAUGGCUGAUGGGACGUGCACGCUGCUCCGACACUUUUCUUCCCGCAUACAAUCCGACUUCAUCCUCCUUCCCUGCGACUUCGUCCCGCCACCUUCUCUGUCCUUGGCUCACCUUCUCAACAAAUUUAGAACGGAGACCACACACGAUGGUUCCAUUGCGACAGCGUGCUUUUACGAAGCACACAAACCAGACAAGGGUGUUACCAUGGAAGAAUGGGGCAUUCAGCCUACCAACCCGCCAAUAGUGUUCGAAGAGAAAAAGGGCACGCUAUUGUACGUCGAUACCGUUGACGACGCGGAUAAGAACGGGGAAGAUUUUGAGCUACGCAUGAGCCUACUCACGCAGCACCCAAGAACGAGGCUAUCUUCGAACUUCCGUGACUCCCACGUUUAUGUUUGCAAGCGGACUGUCCUGGACGCUCUUUCCCAGAAGGAACAUCUAGACUCUUUCCGGGAAGAGUUCAUCCCAUGGCUUUGCAAGCCCCAGUACCAACGCACGCGUCGCGAGAAAUACAGUAGCGUCCUUAGCCCAGUGACCAACAACAUCUCUUUGGGUCAAGCACUCAAGCACUCCACUCUGCACGCCCCGUCACACACCGAUCGUCUCAGGCACUUCACCGAGGGCACUGAGACGGACGACGAGCACCUCCGCUCCGUGGUGCCGUCCCCCGUCGAGCAAGACGACGAAGACGCAGUACCCCCAAGCCUCCGCGUCGGCCUCGUCGCCCACCGCGCCUCCGCUGGCUUCGCCUCCCGCGCGAACAACCUCCACGCCUACCUCGAGCUCAACCGCUUCUUCCUCGGCCAGACGCCCUACAGCCUUCCGUCCGACCCCGAGAACCGGUCGCUCAUCGACCAAAAGGCGCAGAUUUCCGCUGACUCGGUGAUCGGCCGCUCCACGCGCGUCGAGGAGCGGGCGAGCAUCAAGCGCUCCGUCAUCGGCAAGCACUGUGUUAUCGGCAAGAUGACCAAGAUCGUGGGCUGCGUGCUCCUCGACCAUUGCGUGAUCGCCGACGGUGCGAAGCUGGAUGGGUGCAUCCUAGGGGCUGGGACCAAAGUUGGGACGAAGGCGGACCUGUCUCGUUGCGUCACCCAGCCGGGGUACGAUGUCCCCGCAGGUGAGAGCCUCAAACACGAGAAGCUCGAAGUCUCUGAUUGGACCGCACACGAAACGUCCGCGUCGGAAGACCAAGAUUCCGACGACGACGAAGACGACGAGUCGACCGAGGAGGAGAGCGACUGA
Molecule: messenger RNA, 1560 nt
Organism: Epithele typhae
Lineage: Eukaryota; Fungi; Basidiomycota; Agaricomycetes; Polyporales; Epitheliaceae
Product: UDP-3-O-glucosamine N-acyltransferase
Exons: 8
Coding region: 1-1560 (519 amino acids)
Biological process (GO): cytoplasmic translational initiation; biosynthetic process
Cellular component (GO): eukaryotic translation initiation factor 2B complex; guanyl-nucleotide exchange factor complex
Molecular function (GO): guanyl-nucleotide exchange factor activity; translation initiation factor activity
Source: RefSeq, a predicted model, not a curated record